Chrysoperla carnea is the source of this 3353-nucleotide messenger RNA. RefSeq names its product protein MMS22-like. The record is from RefSeq and is a predicted model, not a curated record. Gene Ontology annotation, biological process: double-strand break repair via homologous recombination; replication fork processing. Gene Ontology annotation, cellular component: nuclear replication fork. The transcript is spliced from 15 exons. Bases 1 to 3306 code for a protein of 1101 amino acids. NCBI's taxonomy places the organism in Eukaryota, Metazoa, Arthropoda, Insecta, Neuroptera, Chrysopidae.
AUGUUACAUAGCCCAAUUCAGCCAAGUCAAAAUUUAAAAAUUAUAUUAGCUGCUUCGAUUGCACAAUCGAGUACAAUUGGAUCGUCAUCGUUGGAAUAUGCCAAUUAUUAUUUGAAAAGAAAACAAAUUAUUGAUUUCAUUUAUCUAUUAAGGCAUUUUUUAUGCAGAUCAUGGCAAUUAGAUUCGAAUUAUCAAACCAUGAAAAACACAAUCAAUAUUGGAAUGCAAAAAUUAUUGUCAAAUAAUAUAACAAGUCUACCAGAAUAUGUUAUAAAUCAUGCUGGAUCGAAAUUAGGCAAUGAGUCUAAAAAUCCUGCAUAUCAUUUGUUUCAUUUAUAUUUAGAAUUAAAAUGGUUGUUCCUUACGAUUAAAUACGAUUUACAUAAUUUUGCCGAAACCCGACAAGAUAAUAUUAUUUUAACGAAUGAUUCUGAAGUGAAUUUAACAUUUAAUGUUAACGAUAAGAAAGAUUUUGAACGAGAAUUGAAAAUAAUAAUCUCAGAUUUAAUCCAAAUUGCAGUUAAUAUUUUUAAUAAAACAGAUCCGUUACAAUUGAGUUCUACAAAACCAUUUAAUUGUGUUUGUGUCAAAGAAUUAUGGAUAAUGAUACAAAUAUUUACAGAACAAAUAAAUUCAACUGGAAAAUGUCGGACCUUUUGGGAUAUUUUUAAUGACAUUCUUGAGCAAAUGCCGACUACUGUAAAUAUUACACAUACAAAUUGUCUUGAAAUACAGUUACCAUUUUCAUUUAAUUGUAAAAAUUCACACGUUUUUGCAAUUUGGAUUACAUGCCAUGUUGCCCAGUUGCAAGGGUAUACACCAAAAGGUAUAUUUAUUGGCAGAGAUAAUAACUUACGGAUUUCAUCUAACUAUUCACCGAUCAUAACAAAUUUGAGUGCCUGGUUAAAUAGCGAUGAUUUAACAAUAAAUGAACCACAGCAAACCGAAAUGUAUUUACGGGCAUUAAUGCCGUUACUAUCACAAACAAUGAUUACCUGGUGGGAUCCAAAAUCUGAACCGAUUGCUACAUUAUGGGAAUACUUCCAUCGACGAUUAAAUUCAUUGUUUUAUUUAUCGACGGAUCCACCACAAACAAUGGCUACUAUUUGUAAUACUUCGUCAGCAUUAUUAUCACAAAUCAAAUUACGCUUACAACAAGAUAAAAUCAAAUUAGGUCAAUCAGACAAUGAAACAAGCUACCAGCAAUUUUUGCGUUUACUUGGUUUGUUCUUAAAUUAUUGUUUUAAAAAUAAUCAACAAAAUCAAUAUCAAAAAUUAAAGGGUCGUAUUUUUCCAAAAUUUUCAUUAAAUAAAUUGGUUGCACUAAAUCAAACUGGUUUAUACAACUUUGUGUCGUUAUUUUUAACAAUGGGAGUGAGUGCGGAUUUAUAUGAAGCGGGUACAAAGUUACAAUCCUUACUUUCAUUACUACCUCCAUUAGAACCAACUAAUAAUAAGAUGCCAAUUUUAUUAUCGACAAAUUUGGCUUUGGUACAGUUAUUUGUUGAAAAUAAAUUAAAUAUCGCAGAAAUUGCUAAUCCUUUGUUAACGUUAUUGUCACAAAUUGAGAAUGAAUCAAAUUCAUUUAAUAUUAAUUUACGACAAAUUAUUAUCGAUGGACUGCAGCAUAUUUUCGAAAUGAGUGAAGAUUUUAAUUCUGGAGAAUAUAUUCUGAUUGAUAGUUGGAUUUCCCGUUGGCUAUCAUUUAAUAAUUCCUCAACAAAUUUUUCCCCAAUUUAUGAUAUUCUAAUAUCGAUUACAUCAAAGUUGUACAUUCUAAGUGAAAAUACAAACAUAAUUUAUGGUACAGAAAAUGAUUACGGAAAAAUGUCACAAAAUAUAUUUCAACAUGUUUUGCCUGCAUUAAAACAAAAUGCAAAAGCAACAAAUAUCAAUUUACAAUUAGCUGAUUUAAUAUCAUCUGUAAUGCAAUUAUCAUUAAAUAAUCAACCAUUAGCGAAUAAAAAUUCAGCAAAUUUUUUCACAUUAUUUGUAUAUUUUGUAACUUCGCCAGAUAUAUCAUUACGAUUAAUUGAAAAAAUUUUAAGUAAAUUAUUAAAAUCACCAAAAGUGUUGACCGAACUUGAUAAGUCAUUUACAAAUUAUCAAUAUACGAUUGUACAGUUAUGGUUACAGUGUAAUUUAAUUUGUAUUGAAAAUAAUUGUGAAAAUUUAGCAGAUAUAUUACGUAUACUAAUCGAUUUACCUGAUAUUCGAACAAAUUUUAAUGAAUUUUCAACACUUUUAGAAUGUUCAGAUCAUAUAACAAAAUUUUUCGAAAUUAUUUCUCAAAAAUAUGAUUUAGCUGAGAAUACGGACGAUCGAAAUAAAAUACGUAACUUCCUAAAUGAAAUUCUAAAUGGUAUUGAUAAUCGUAUUACAUUCAUAUUGAGAAGUCCAUCGCCAGAUGAAAAAGUUAUUUUACAUACGUACACGAUUGUUGCAAAAUUAUUUUAUCAUUGUUCACAUUUAAUUUAUACAAAGAAUACUCCACUAUGUUUCUUUCAUAUAUUAGUAACGUUAAUGUUAUUACCUCCAGCGUUAUUUACUGGCCGAAAAUUACAUCCGUUUUGUGUGGGUGCAAUUCGACAAAAUUGGAUAUUAUAUGUACAAGGAACUGCACGUAAUGAUUACAAUAAAGAUCCAUACAUGCAAAAAACAUUAAAAGAUUUAAUUGUGCAAUAUGUUCCAUAUUUUACAAAUAAACCUGGUGAACUAUCACGCCGACAACCAUUUUUAAAAAUAUUCGAUACAAAUUUUGAGCGCAAUUUAACAAAAUUUAUUCUGGAAAAUAUUGUAAUUAAUUGUUUACAUUUUUCAUCAGGCGGUGGGAAAACACCAAAACCAAAUGCAUUAAAUGCUUUACUUGUUUUGAAAGAAAUUUUAAAUCAUAUUCGAACUGAUAAAGUUAAUGUAAUUUUAUUUGCAAAUUGUUGUUUUGAUGGAAUUUUAGAACAAAUUAUGUUUCUAGAAUCAACAGAACCUAGUAAAAAAAUUGGUGUUGAAUUAUUUAAUACGAUUAUUCAAAUUUUAUCGCCUUUUUUUAAUCAACAUGACGUUAAGGAAUCGUUCCUUAAGUGUGUACGAACAUUAACCAAAAAACACUUAGGGUUUAAUUCCAUGCAGGUUAUGCGAUUAUUAACGUACUUAGCACAAGAAUGUUGGAUAGUGAUUGAUGCCUACAUGCCAGAAUUACUACAAGAAGUAAAUAAUGUUGAAAAUAUACGAUGUGUGAGAUAUGAUACUGGAUUAAGAAAUAUGGUUGCCAAAGUAGCAAAUACUGUAGAAUCAUCACGACAUAAGUGAUAGAAAAUUAAAACUGAUUAAUUGUUUUUUAAUCGUUAUUUUGAAGG